Messenger RNA from Staurois parvus, 276 nucleotides. The record is from the annotation of a GenBank genome assembly. NCBI's taxonomy places the organism in Eukaryota, Metazoa, Chordata, Amphibia, Anura, Ranidae.
CCGGACACACCGCCACAGGAGACUGCCAGACUUGAUCACAUAGUACAGGAGACGGUCAGAGACUGCGGACACAGUACAGGAGAUGACCAGAGACUGCGGACACAGUACAGGAGAUGACCAGAGACUGCGGACACAGUACAGGAGAUGACCAGAGACUGCGGACACAGUACAGGGGAUGACCAGAGACUGCAGACACAGUACAGGAGAUGACCGGAGACUGCGGACACAGUACAGGAGAUGACCAGAGACUGCAGACAUAGUACAGGAGACGGUCAG